AUGCCGCUUCCCGACGCUGAGACCGAGGUGAAGGCCUCCGGUGAAGCCGCGGAGAACUUCACAGAUCGCUAUUAUCAUGCACUGAAUACCCUCGCCAAGCUGGACUCGUUCUACAUCAACUCUUCGUCAAAAUACACUAUCCCGGCUGACAUCUCAAUCAACGGCAAGGUUGUCCCAACGCCAGCCGAGUAUUUGACUCUGUUGGAAGGCCAGGGCCAAGGCGUGCGGUACGAGAUAGAAUCUCUGGACGCGCACGUCAUAAACCCCUCCACUGGCUACGGUGCACCGGAAAAUAUCCACGACAAUCCCAAGGUGGAGCGGACCGGAGGGCGAAUGAGCAUCGUCGUGACCACCAUGGGCAGGGUGCAGUUCGGCAAAGCCCGAGAUUCGCCGCAAAAGAUGUUCAACGAGACGUUUGUGCUCGUUCCAAACUGGGACGCCAUGACGAGGAACCCUCCGCGCGGCCUGCAAAAGUGGUUGAUAAUGUCACAAAACUUUCGAGCUCUAUGA
Purpureocillium lilacinum is the source of this 510-nucleotide messenger RNA. RefSeq lists its product as uncharacterized. Gene Ontology annotation, biological process: poly(A)+ mRNA export from nucleus. The record is from RefSeq and is a predicted model, not a curated record. Gene Ontology annotation, cellular component: nuclear pore central transport channel. Lineage: Eukaryota; Fungi; Ascomycota; Sordariomycetes; Hypocreales; Ophiocordycipitaceae.